Dermacentor silvarum is the source of this 1260-nucleotide messenger RNA. Its product is annotated as polycystic kidney disease protein 1-like 3. Bases 1 to 1260 code for a protein of 419 amino acids. The transcript is spliced from 44 exons. Lineage: Eukaryota; Metazoa; Arthropoda; Arachnida; Ixodida; Ixodidae. The record is from RefSeq and is a predicted model, not a curated record.
AUGAAUAGAAUGGGAAGCUCCGCGGGAACGCGCUCAACGAAGCCAGGAACAAAACCCUCAGUGGGGCCAACUCCUGAAACGCCAGAAACGUUAUCCACUGAGGCGCCAACUCCUGAAACGCCAGGCACUGGAUCAAGUGAGACAUGGUCUGUGACGCCAAGCGGCACGCCGGGUCCCGAAACGCCGUCACGAAUGACUUCUCCGGAAAGGACUCCAGAAACUACGGGAUCAGAAACGUCACCGGAAUCGGCGCCAUCAGGCACAAUGCCACAAAGUACUGGUCCAAGCACGCAAUCUAAGCCAUGGGAAUCUAGCAUGACGCCAGGUUCAACGGCGUCGGGCACGUCACCAGGGCCGAUGCCACCAGGCACGACACCCGAGACUCCCGGGUCAGGAACGACACCGGAGGUUUCACCUUCUGUCACGCAGCCUGAGACUACAGAAACAAACAGGGAGUCGGAUGACACAGACAUUACCACGGAAUCGCGAAUUCCAGGGUCGCAAACGACCCCAGAAAGUCCGGGACCAGAAACGCCAUCCAAGCCUUCGGGACCACCAAAGCCAUCCAGGCGUACGAGACCAGCAAAGAUUACAAGGACGCCAAGUUCGGAAGAGACUUCAAAGACGCCAAGUUCGGAAGAGUCACCUGUGACCACCGCUUCAGGCACGCCAUCAGGAACGCCGGGUUAUGGGACGCCACCAGAGACAAGCCCGGUAGAGUCACCGGCGACCAUUGCUUCAGGCACACCACCAGAGACAAGCCCCGCAGAGUCACCGGCGACCAUUGCUUCGGGCACACCAACAGAGACAAGCCCCAUAAAGUCACCCACGACCAUCGCUUCAGACACAUCAUCAGGAACCCCCGGUUACGGCAAGCCAUCAGAAACGCCGGGUUACGCGACGCCAUCAGGAACCCCGGGUUACGCCACGCCUUCAGAAACGCCGGGUUACGGGACGGCACCAGAGACAAGCCCCAUGGAGUCACCGGCGACCAUUGCUUCGGGCACGCCAUCAGAAACGCCGGGUUAUGCCACGGCACCAGAGACAAGCCCCAUGGAGCCACAGAUGAGCUCAACCUCAACGACGAUGAUGGAAUCGAUGCCAACUUCCCAGAUGACGUGCAAGCCAACGACGUGUCCACCGUGCCCAGCGAUACCACCCGAGUGCACCGAACUAAUAAGCAAGGGCCAGAAGGAGGACGAACAGAUCAAACUGGAUGUACCGCCCGACUCGUUCUCAGAACGGUGGUACAAGAAGUAG